This is a messenger RNA of Funneliformis geosporum, 428 nucleotides long. NCBI's taxonomy places the organism in Eukaryota, Fungi, Glomeromycota, Glomeromycetes, Glomerales, Glomeraceae. The record is from the annotation of a GenBank genome assembly.
AAACCCCCGCCGAGACAAAAAUAAACGAAGAAAGUAGCCUGCAAUUAAGGGCUUAUCAACAAGAAGAUGUUAAAUUUCUUAGCCCACAAAAAAGUAUUGGAAUUUUUAACGAAAUGCGUACCGGCAAAACCCCCACUGCUUUGGCCAUUUUUAAAGCGCAAGGAAUCGUUUUUUGUGCAAUUAUUGACGAAGCUCAUUUUUUAAGGAAUUGUCAAUCCCAACAAAGUAAAAGCAUUUAUACUUUAAAAGACAGUGAAUAUAAAAUGGCUUUGACCGGAACCCCAAUCGUUAAUCAUUCCAAAAGCGAAAUUUCUACCAAAAACCGAACCUUUACAAUUAAAAAAGUUAUAGGUUUUAAAAGUGAAAAAGCAAAACAAGAACUACAAAAAAGGAUUAACCAAAUCUCCGUGGCCCGUAAACAAAAAGAG